AUGGCUUCAGCACAAGUCGGAUGGAUUGGGCUUGGCUCCAUGGGCAUUGGCAUGUCCAAGAACCUGCAGAACAAACUCUCAGCCAUCGGUGCGCCACCUCUAGUGUAUACCAACAGGACGCUUUCCCGGGGCGAACCCCUGAAGGCAUUGGGAGCGGUGCCAGCGGAGACUGUCACUGAAGUUGCGCAAAAGUCGAGCAUUAUCUUUUCUUGCGUCAGCAAUGAUGCCGUGCUCAAGGAAGUCGCGCAAGAGAUCAUUGCUUCUGGUGAUAUAAGUGGCAAAGUAUUUGCAGACUGCUCGACAGUCCACCCAGACACAUCAGUCGAGGUAUCGAAAUUGAUUUCGGAGGCUGGUGGUCAAUUCGUCUCAGCCCCUGUUUUCGGAGCCUCCCCCGUGGCAGAGGCGGGCAAGCUUGUCUUCAGCGUGGCUGGCCCCGCCAAAGCCAUCGAUGCCAUCUCGCCCUACCUGAAAGACGUCAUGGGCCGAUCGGUAAUCAACAUGGGCGAGGACGUUGCCAAGUCGGCCCUGCUCAAGAUUGCGGGCAACAUUUGCGUGGUGUCGUUCAUGGAGGUCAUUUCCGAGACCCAAGUGUUUGCCGAAAAGACGGGCCUGGGCACCGACGUGGCCGGGCAGAUGCUGGGCGAGAUCUUUGGGCCCGUCAUUGACAGCUACUCGAAGCGGCUGACGACGGGCGCCUACGCCCCCGCGCCCGGCGGCAAGGCCGGCUUCGACGUGGCCCUGUCCAUCAAGGACGCCCGGCACGCGCUCAACUGCGCAAAGAGCGCCGGGGCCCAGCUCGAGGUCAGUGAGGUCGCCCUCAAGAAUAUGGAAACAGCGCAGAAGCUCCAGCCCGGCAAGCCGCUUGAUAGCAGUUCCAUGUACGGUACAAUCAGAGUGGCUUCCGGACUUGACUUUUACACCGAUCUUUGCAAGGCUCGCGAUGCUGCCAAAUAG
Pestalotiopsis fici W106-1 is the source of this 954-nucleotide messenger RNA. RefSeq lists its product as uncharacterized. The record is from RefSeq and is a predicted model, not a curated record. Gene Ontology annotation, molecular function: NAD binding; oxidoreductase activity, acting on the CH-OH group of donors, NAD or NADP as acceptor; NADP binding. The transcript has 3 exons. NCBI's taxonomy places the organism in Eukaryota, Fungi, Ascomycota, Sordariomycetes, Amphisphaeriales, Sporocadaceae. Bases 1 to 954 code for a protein of 317 amino acids.